Oncorhynchus mykiss (rainbow trout) is the source of this 2047-nucleotide messenger RNA. It is a transcript of the gene ompa, whose product is annotated as olfactory marker protein a. The record is from RefSeq and is a predicted model, not a curated record. Gene Ontology annotation, biological process: sensory perception of smell; signal transduction. Lineage: Eukaryota; Metazoa; Chordata; Actinopteri; Salmoniformes; Salmonidae.
CCAUCCUCACUUCUGUUCGCCGUCCCUCCCUCACUGUACAUGCCACACAAUCAAUAGUUCCAACCAGAGAACCAACUCAACCAUACUACCCUCUGGGAAAGGGAGGGGAAAGAGAUGGCAUAAGAGACAGAGAGAGUGGGAGAGGACCACAGCGAAACUAUCUGCAGGCACAGACAGACACAGAUAUCCAUCCAGACAGACAGGCAGGCCUCGCUCCCCAGCACAGAAAGAUGAGCUCUCAGAUGUACACAGAGCUGUCUGCGGCUCCCUCGUCUGGCUCAGCCCUGGAGCUACGCUUUACAGAGGACACCUCUCUCACUGAGGUGAUGCGGCUACGUGUCCAGUCCCUGCAGCGGAGCGGUCAGAAGCGACAGGAGGGGGAGCGGUUGCUCCUCCCCCACGAGGCUGUCUACCGUCUGGACUUCGCCAAUCAGGAGCUGACGUUCGUCCACUGGUCGGUGUCUCUGAUUGGCAAUGGCAGAGUGACCGUCACGGGGAUCUCCCAGCUCUGGACCCCUGACCUCACACACCUGAUGACCCGGCAGCUUCUAGAACCCGUCGGAACAUUCUGGCGGAACGCUGGCGACCCGGAGGACACACCCCUCAAGUGUCUGGAGGCGGACAUCCAGGAGUUUGGGGAGCGAAUCGCGGAGCUGGCCAAGGUCCGCAAGGUCAUGUACUUCCUGUUUGCCUUUAAGGAGGGGGCAGAGGCUGACAAGGUCAGCAUCUCCGUGGAGUUUAAUCAGGCCUGACCUAUAAACCUUAAAGGGAUACUUUUGGAUUUUGGCAAUGAGGCCCUCUGGACACAGAAGUGUGUGCUUCUCUGUGUCCAGUAUGAAGGUAGAUAGAGGUAGUUUUGCGAACCAAUGCUAAUGAUACCAUUAUGAUACCAACACUAGUUAGCAUUGGCUCACAAAACUAUGUGAAACUACAUCUAACUUCCUUCAUACUGGACAUAGACAUACAAAUGGUAUCCACGAGUUCAUCUGACUCUGGGGAAGUACAUAAAGGGCCUCAUUGCCAAAAUCCCGAAGUAUCCCUUUAACUGCUUCCUCUUCCCUCUACUCCUCUAGUCUCCCUCUAGUCUCCCUCUACUCCUCUAGUCUCCCUCUACUCCUCUAGUCUCCCUCUACUCCUCUAGUCUCCCUCUACUCCUCUAGUCUCCCUCUCUCCAUUCUAAGGGGAUGCCUUCUAUUACAGCCAUUCUAGGUUGGGCCAGUCUACACACCUCUCUCUGUCUCUCUACACCCCCUGCCCACACAAACCAACGAGUCCCAUCUCUCAUCUGAGUGUGUGCGCACUUCCUUCCUGAACAUCUACCUAUCUAUGCAUGUCAGUCAACAAUCUGCUAGAAACCAUCUUCUGGAGGUACAGUAGUUACACAGUAGUAACAGUAGGCUGCAGAAUAACUAACUUUAGGUUAUAAUCCUAUAAAUACGGGUACCUGCCAAAAUAAAGGAAUCACCAACAUAAAGUGUCUUAAUAGGGUGUUGGGCCACCACGAGCUGCCACAACAGCUUCAAUGCACCUUGACAUAGAUUCUACAUGUUUCUGAAACUCUAUUGGAGGUUUGCGGCACCAUUCUUCCAGAAGAAAUUCCAUAAUUUGGUGUUUUGUUGAUGGUGGUGGAAAACGCUGUCUCAGCCGCUCCAGAAUUUAUAUAUUUAAGUAUGAUGGGAUAUUAAUUGCUUAAUUAACUCAGGAACCAUACCUAUGUGGAAGCAGCUGCUUUCAAUAUACUUUGUAUCCCUCAUUUACUCAAGUGUUUCCUUUAUUUUGGCAGUUACCUGUACAUUUAUAUUGAAAACCUGAAUGAUAUGAAUGAAUAGGUCUUUCUGAUCCUUCUUUAUAGGAAAUAUUAGAGAACCAACGCUGCAGUGUAACUCCAACUACCUGCGGUACUAUUACUCUAAUCUACACUGUAUUACUCUCCUAUUACCCUGCACUGAUAUACUAGUUACCAUAUUCACUUUGCAUGAAAUAUCACAACAAUAUACUGUAAACUGGCCAUGUCCUCUACUGCUGUCCAAUAAAGAGAUGUAGGUAC